This is a messenger RNA of Ctenopharyngodon idella (grass carp), 7130 nucleotides long. RefSeq names its product protogenin homolog b (Gallus gallus) (gene prtgb). Gene Ontology annotation, cellular component: axon; plasma membrane. The transcript has 19 exons. Lineage: Eukaryota; Metazoa; Chordata; Actinopteri; Cypriniformes; Xenocyprididae. Bases 284 to 3643 code for a protein of 1119 amino acids. Gene Ontology annotation, molecular function: protein binding. Gene Ontology annotation, biological process: cell-cell adhesion; axon guidance. The record is from RefSeq and is a predicted model, not a curated record.
UUUUGAUUCAUCACGAGUCUGUUGUUGUAUUCAAUUCAAAGAUGCAGAAUGAUUCCAAUGAAAUCAGAGCUGAUGAUAUAACUGAAAACAAGAGGAAAUCAUGGUCGAUAACAGGAAUAUUUAAUGAUAUGUGUGUGCUGGGCGUGUGUCACGUGUUCACGGGGGGCGCGAGCAGCGCGAGCAGCAGCGCGAGCUUCAGUCAGUGAUCGGAUCUUUGGAGAGUCAUGACGCGCUCCGGCCGCGCGCGGGUUUAACGCACGGAAUGUUUGUGAAUUAUCGAUAAAUGGGGUCCGUGAAAUGGAAAACACAUCAGCGACUGCUGAUUUUACUCUGGGUUUUAUCGUUUUCAGGGGUUUUUGGCUUUAGUGAGUUGUCUUUCACCAUCCAGCCCAAGGAUGUUACUGCAUCUCGGGGCGAGGACGUUAUUUUGGACUGUCAGGCUCAAGGCGAGUCGCCCAUCGCUGUGCGAUGGAGGAAGAACGGCGUCCAGCUCCAGGAGAGCGGGCGCGUGCGCGUCCUGUCCAACGGAUCACUGUACAUCUCCAAUGUGAGGAGUUCAACAGAGCAAUCAGAUGAGGGCUUCUAUCAGUGCCUCGUCCAAAACAAAUAUGGAGCCAUCCUGAGCCAAAGAUCUAGCCUUACAAUCUCAAAUAUCUUGUUGUUUGUGACCCAUCCUGUCCCAGUGGAGGUUACGCUGGGCUCCGUGGCCAGAUUCUCCUGCGCUGUCAGCGGAUCUCCAGCGGUCAUCAGCUGGGAACUCAACCAAAGAUCUCUACCUCUGGAUUCAGACAGAAUCACUGUUUUGCCAAAUGGAGUGCUGCAGAUCUGCGACGUGACAAUGAGGGAUGCUGGGAAUUAUCGCUGCUUAGCAACAUACAUGGCCAGUCGAGUCAAGAGCCGAGAGGCCGAGCUGUCCAUCAUCCCAGUGUCGGGACCCAGGCCUCUCAUGAAACCACACAUCAUAGCUGGACCUCAGAACAUCAGUGCCGGUCUGCAUCAGUCUGUGGUUCUGGAGUGUUUGGCGGAAGGCAACCCUCGGCCGCUGGUGUCCUGGAGCCGGGCCGACUCUAAACCCAUAGAUGUGUUCGGAGCCAGGGUGCUGGGAAACGGGAACCUGAUUAUCACGGCCAUUAAAGCCCAACACAGCGGCACGUACCUGUGCCGGGCGACGACACCGGGAACACGCAAUUACACCAUAGCGGCCGGAAACCUCACCGUACUCGUUCCUCCGUCUCUGGUGGAGAAGCCAGAGAGUCAGACCCGACCCAGAGCUGGUACGGCCCGUUUCAGCUGCCAGGCUGAAGGCACACCUGCGCCCCGCAUUACCUGGUUUAAGAACGGUCAUGUGAUCCACUCCAACGGGCGCACCAAGAUGUACAACAGUAAACUGGUGAUAACUCAGAUCAUUCCGGAAGACGACGCCUUUUACCAGUGCCAGGCGGAGAACUCUCAAGGCUCGGUCGUGUCCACUUCCCGUCUCAUCGUGGUGCUGUCGGAGGACCGUCCCAGCGCUCCGCGUAACGUCCAUGCGGAAACCAUCUCCAGCUCGGCCAUCUUACUGGCGUGGGAGAGACCGCAGUACAACGCGGAUAAAGUCAUCGCCUACUCCAUACACUACAUGAAGUCUGAGGGUCUAAACAACGAGGAGUAUCAGGCCGUGAUCGGGAAUGACACGACCAGCCACAUCGUGGACGAUCUGGAGCCGGCACAAAACUACACGUUUUAUAUCGUGGCCUACAUGCCAAUGGGCGCCAGUCGCAUGUCGGAGCAGGUCACGCAGCACACGCUGGAGGAUGUGCCCCUCCGUACCCCUGAGCUGAGCCUGACGAGUCGCAGUCCGACCGAUAUCCUGGUGUCCUGGCAGCCGCUUCCUCCAAAACUCAGCCGUGGACGCGUGUCUGCGUACCGUCUGUCCUACCGCAUGGCCACCGACGAACAGGUGACCUCCGCCGAGCUGCCCGUCCCGGGUGAGAACUGCACCCAGUACCUUCUGCAGGGUCUGCAGCCUGACACCAUCUAUCUGAUCCGCAUAUCCGCGUCAACCCGAGUGGGCUGGAGCCAACCGUCCGCCUGGAACUCCCAUCGCACGCCCAAAACGUCCAGCGCCACAGUGCCUCCUGCCCCAAACCUUGAGCUUGAACCUCUCAACUGCACAUCCGUGAUGAUCCGCUGGCAUUCGGCUCCCAGCGACGCUGUCGUCCAGGGAUACAAGCUCUGUUUUCAUCCAGACGGCCAAUCAGAGGACUCCAUUAUCCAGCUGCCCCCUCAAGACCACCAGCACACCAUCACAGGCCUCAACCCCAGAGUGAAGUACCAUGUGAAACUGUUAGCGUUCAGUGCUAAUGGAGAUGGCUAUCAGGCCCAUCAGACGGUCAACACUCCAGGAUGUCCUUCUGCACCGAACCGGCGUUUGGCCGCCCUGCCGCCGCCCGACCACAUCCACGCCAAAGCCAACAGCUCCUCGGCGGUGAGUCUGAGUUGGGGCCGUCCUGCAUUCAGUUCUGGGAAAGCAGUCAGCUAUUCCGUCCGCUACGGGCCCGUGAGUCCGUCCGAUGCCUCCGCCGUACGCUACGUCCAAACCACUGAGCAAACCGUAACGGUAGCAGGUCUCCGGCCAAACACUCGUUAUGAGUUUUCAGUACGUCUUCAUAUGGAUCAGAUGUCCAGUCCCUGGAGCACAAGCGUCUAUCAGAGGACUCUACUGGAAGCCCCGUCGUCUCCGCCGCUGUCCGUCAGAGCGACUCUGAUCGAGGACGACACAGCGCUGGUGUCAUGGAAGCAGCCGGAUCAGCCGGAUCUGUCCGUGACGCACUACACCAUCCUCUACGCCUCUCAGAGCGCGUGGAUCGCCGGGGAAUGGCAGGUUCUCCAGAGGGAAGGUACAAACACAAUGGCUCUUCUGGAGAAGCUGGAGUCGGGUAAUGUUUACCUGGUGAAGAUCUCGGCCUCCAACCAGGCAGGUGACGGUCCGUUCUCCAGCACCGUAGAGCUGCUGGUCAGGGCUAAAAUUCACCAUGGAAAAAACCCACGACAUGCUGACAACCACGCAGAGAAAACCGCAUUUGUCGACAGCCUGUACCACAUCGAUCAGAAGUCCAUGACGGGGAUCAUCGUUGGCGUGUGCAUCGCUCUGUCCUGCAUCAUCCUCUGCAUCUUUAUCCUCCUCACCAAGAGUGAAACACACAGGAAAUCAGCUUCCUCAAAGAUGAAUGAGGUCAUGCAUAGUGGUGCGUCAUCAGCCAAUCAGCAGCAGGCGGAGAACGCAGACGUUCUGAUACCGAUGAUGAGGACACACUUCAUUGAUGCCAAAGGUGGAACGAAUCUAAUAAUAAACCACGCAGGACCGAUUACGAGUGACGCUCAGAACAGACGGAACAAAUGGAGUGUUUUCAGUAACACUCAGAAGUCUAAUGGAAAUAAAAGCAAGAUUGAGGAUCCUGCCUGUCUUUAUGAGGUGGGGAAGACGGUUCUGCAUUACGAGGACGAGCAGAUCCUCUAUCGGCAUCUAGGGGAGUCGGAGAGCUCGCAGACCAGCGCGGGAGACUCCGGAAACUUCUCGCACGACGAGACGGACAGAACCUCGGAUCGUUCGGACGACAGCGAGCGAAACAGACAAGAAGUGCCCGUGUGUGUCUGUGCGUGAGCGUUCAUGACAUCUACCUCCACUUCCUCUUUAACUCACCUGUCAGUCUGUGAUGUGAGUGGGCGUAGCCUGUGAUUCCAUGGCCAAUAAAAACAAGUUGCACCAUUUCUUCAGGAUCAGAUCGCACCGGAGAGAGUGUGAUCUGGACGUUUGUGCCAAAAACCCUUUAAAUAGCUUUACUAAGUCGCAGAUUGCUCUGUUGGCUUUGACAAACUUGCACAGCCCUUCCUAAUAACUUUCCUGUUCGGAGGGAUUCCCAAAGAUGAAGGACCUGUUUCCGAUCAGCUUUACCUGCUCAAGAUGAUGAAUGUGUUGAAGAACGCCUGAUGUGCUUUACCCAAACGGACGCGUGUUUUUUGUGACAGAGACGGAGUUUGUUCUGCUGUCUCUCUACCUCAUUCGCCCUCGUACGGGUUUGUGCAGUUUCUUGAUUUUAUACUAUUGUUUUGAUAUAAACACUGAACGUGUUUGCCGUAUAUAAUCCAAAGAGUCCAAAAGUCGAAUGAAAAUGGUGGACACUUUACAUUAGGGUUCAAUGAGUUAACAUGAACUAACAAUGAACAACACUUCAUAAUUCAGUUUUUCAUUCUAGUUAAUUAUGAGAAAUUCUGACACGAGUUUUUCAAACGUUACUAAUUUCAUUGAUCUCAGACUUUUAAACCUCACCGUACAUAUUUAUUUUUAACUUGAAGAUACUAAAUAAGAUGAAAGUAACCGUUUAAGGUGCCUCAGGUUAUGAAUGCUGCUUUAUAAGUCGUCGAGUUCAGAUGCGGAUCGAUCCGGAUCAGUGAACCGUUUACCUCAGUUUAUUUAAUUGAGUUCAUCAUUCUUGUGUUUUACUACCUCCUCUUUAUUGUCAUGUAGCAUAUGAACGUUUUAGGUUUGCCAAACGAGAUCAGGUUGUUGAUCCAUUAUUUUAAGGUUUUAAGCAUGCUGUUCGUUGAGUUCGCUGUGAUAUUGCGCAGUUUGCGUUGUGGAGGAUUUGGUUUUUAUUCAUUUUGGUUGCUCGUAUAAUUUACCUCUUGCUACUUAACUCUUUCCCCGCCAGUGUUUUUUUUAAAUUUGCAAGCCACCGCCAGAAUUUGAUAAUUUUCACAAAAUUGUCAUGCCCCCCCCCCACAAUAUUUUGUUGUAUGAAUAUCUGAACAUGCAAUAUAUCAAAAGAAAGAACAGAGCCACUGUUUUAUAGCUUAAUGCAUUAUUUUUUUAAUCAACACUUGAAUGUUUCAUAAAAACAAUGUUUUAAAAAAAAGCUAAGAAAAUAAUAUUUUUCAAAGACUAAAACGUGCAUAAUCAAUGCUUUCAUUGCUUGUUUCUGAUCCUUUUUUGCCUGUUUUAAACCACAACUUUCAGAAGAUGCAUAAUAGUAUGGAAGCUUGUUUCUUCCACUGAAUAAAAAAAAAGGCAAUUGCGACUUUUUAUCUCACAAUUCUGACUUUUUUUCUCACAAAUGCGUGAUAUAAAGUCACAAUUGCGAGUUAUAAAGUCAGAUAUGUGAGUCAGAAUUGUGUGAUAAAGUCAGAAUUGCAAGUUAUAAAGUCGUAAUUGGGAGUUAUAAAGUCGUAAUUGCGAGUUAUAAAGUCAAGUUAUAAAAUCGAGUUAUAAAAUCAGAAUUGCAAGUUAAAAAGUCGGAAUUGCAUGAUAGAAUAUAGUCGGAAUUGCGAGUUAUAAAGUCGGAAUUGCAUGAUAUAAAGUCGAGUUAUAAAAUCGAGUUAUAAAAUCAGAAUUGCGAGUUAAAAAAUCGGAAUUACGUGAUAUAAUAAAGUCGAAAUUGUGAGUUAUAAAGUCAGAAUUGUGUGUUAGAAAGUCGGAAUUGCAAGUUAUAAAGUCGAAAUUGUGAUAUAAUAUAGUCGAAAUUGCGUGAUAGAAUAAAGUCGGAAUUCUGUGAUAUGAAGUCAGAAUAGCGUGAUAUAAACUCACAAUUGCGAGAUAUAAAGUCAGAAUUGUGAGAUAAAAAGUCACAAUUACCUUUAUUUUUUAUUUAGUGGUGGAAACAAGCUUCCAUAUAAUAGCUCCCCCUACCGUAUAACAGUGAAAACACUGAAAGCCAGAAAAGGUGUGAAAGCGGCGUCUUAUAAAUGAUGGAAAAUUCCGUCAAUGGCGGGGAAAGAGUUAAAGAAAUAUUCUGGGUUUAGUCGAAUGAAACCAUAUUGACGGCAUUUGAUUACAACAGAAAACACAUCCAAUCUGUCCCUCAGAUUUUUCGUUUACGGUAAGCAACCAAGUUAUAUUAGUCAUUUUGUGGUGCGUUUGAUCAUCAGAUGCAUUUUUUGUUGGUUCAAGGGACGAGUUUAAUUUUUCAGGUUUGUUUUUGUACGUUUACCUGCAAGAUUUCUGUGGUGAACAAGUAAAAAAAUAACCAAAAAAAAGUCGGUGCGCCGGUGAUGUCGGUUCACCAAACUCUGAAAGCUUUAUAAGACGUCGACGGCCUUAUGAUGGGAGGAUCGUUUGCAAUAUUUGAAAGAUGUCUGAUCCAAAGAGUGAAAUGAAAAAUUAUACAGAGGUGUGAAAUGAUGCUGUUACCUCCAAAGAUAGAUACUAUAUAUUUCUGUAUAUUUGAAAGUGCCAAAAGAAACGCAUUUCAGCUUUACGUUCAUUUUCAUACUAGUUCUAGCGCGCGGAUUGUGGGUGAGCGCGGUAUUUUUCUUUGGCUUCCAUUUUAGAUCGUAGUGACGCGGGUGUGACAGACGCUAGAAUCCAAAGAGUUGUUUGCUUCUUUCACUGGGUUGAACUUGUGAUUUCAACAUCGAGUAUGAUUGUGAUUGUGUGAUUUUGAGUGUCUGUAUGAAGUGUGGCUGAACUACAUUACUGUUAUGCGAACAAUAUUUUAUAACGUGACUUGGGAAAAAUAUAAUCAUAAAGUUUUGGAACAACCCUUUAGAUCGAGGUGACACAAAAUCAUCAUUUCAGAAAGCAAAUAAAAUCUAUACCAAAGAUUGAUACGGUCGCCCCUGUGUAGACUAGACUUUAGCUUUUGUAAAGUUGCAUCCUGUUUUGACUACGAGCGCUACGAUCACACAUCUGUAAACUUUCAGAAAUCCUGUUUUAAACGUAUUGAACAUGUCCAACCAUUCUCAAACAAUGUGAAUUUACUCCUGAAUGUAAAAACGUAUCACAACAACUUUGAAUUAGGGGUGUAAAUGCUUGAUUAUGCUCUGUAUUUUUCCAUUAGUGUUUUUAAAUAUUCUUAUGAGUGAUUUUGAACUUGUCAUAUGUGUAUAUGUGUUUUGUUUUACACUUUGAACGGUUUUGCUCAUUGAAUGUCCCUGAACAGCCAAAGAAAUGUGUUUUAUUCUCUGAAUUCAAACAUCUGUCAGGAACUUUAAUGGACUUUUAGUUUCUGUUUCAUGUUAUCAUUAUUUGCCUGUUGGUUUAUUACAAUUUGUAUUAUUAUUUAAGCCCCGCAUGUUGUACCAGUUUGAUUUCAUUACAUGCCAAAAAGUGGUCAGAACAAUGCACAUUAUAAUAAAAUAUUUCUCAAAAAUAA